AUGGAUUUCCAAUUCUUUAGCAGCAACUCGAAGGGCGUCUCCGAGCUCGAGCGCAUGUCUCAGCUCAGUCGCAAAGGCAGCAGUCGCUCUUUGGGUUCGACAAAUCUGAAUCGCUCGCUCUCUAUCCGCUCUAACAAGGGAGGCCCUGUAAGCUCGCCAACGCCAGCUCGUCGCAAGGGCUUCUCCUUCGCGUCGUUGCGCGGAUCGAUCCAGCCAGAGCUGUCGCGGCGCUUGUACCAGCUGAUCAAGUCGACCAACAACCUAGUAUCGGCGCAUGAAGCGGCGGGUCGAGAGCGCGAGACUAUUGCAAAGCAGUUAUCCGAGUGGGGCGAGCAGACGGGAGACGAUGCCGUGUCAGAUAUCAGCGACAAGGUUGGUGUCGUGUUAUCCGAGCUUGGUGCUCAGGAGGAGACAUAUGCACACGGCCUCGACGAGGCUCGUGGCAUCCUCAAAAUCAUCCGUAACACGGAGAAGAGCGUCCAACCCAGCCGCGAUUCCAAGGCCAAAAUCGCCGACGAGAUCCAGAGGCUCAAACUUAAAGAACCCCAAAGCUCCCGCCUCGUAAUUCUCGAACAAGAGCUAGUUAGAGCCGAGGCUGAGAAUCUGGUCGCCGAGGCCCAACUGACGAAUAUCACUCGUAACAAGCUGAAGGAAGCCUAUGACGCCGAAUUCGCCGCCGUGGUCGAGCGCGCAGAGAAACAAAUCAUCCUUGCAAAACACGGUCGUCGCCUCCUCGAUCUGCUGGAUGAUUCACCCGUCACGCCCGGCGACGCGAGACACUCCUACCAGAACGGCAGCGCCGCCCGGCAGAUCCUGAACGAUGCCGAGGACGACCUCAAGAGCUGGGAGAGGAGGAACACCGACAGCUACGACUCGGUUGCGAGAGGCUACGACAUGACGGGCGUCGGCCAUGCUGCUAACGACGGUAGUACUACUAUUAGUAUUAGCGGAAGGGGAGGGGGUCAGGCACCUGUCACGACUGGCGCCGGUCGCGCGUCCGUUGAUGGUGGUGAGAAUCGUCAACUAACGACAGUGCCGGGCGACGAGAAUCGCCAACUAACGAAAGUGGCGGGCGAUGCGCCGUACGUGAGCCCGACACCGACCGAUGAUGGGAAUAGCGAGAGAAGGCUCUAA
Messenger RNA from Daldinia vernicosa, 1134 nucleotides. RefSeq names its product putative sphingolipid long chain base-responsive protein. Gene Ontology annotation, cellular component: eisosome filament; plasma membrane. The coding region runs from base 1 to 1134 and encodes 377 amino acids. Lineage: Eukaryota; Fungi; Ascomycota; Sordariomycetes; Xylariales; Hypoxylaceae. The transcript is spliced from 3 exons. Gene Ontology annotation, biological process: eisosome assembly; endocytosis; negative regulation of protein kinase activity. Gene Ontology annotation, molecular function: lipid binding. The record is from RefSeq and is a predicted model, not a curated record.